AUGGCUCUGUCUACUGUGGUCCCAGUUUCGAAUACUGAGAUAAACCUGCGGUUAAUACUCGUAUCCGGCAAGACCAAGGAGUUCGUGUUCAGCCCGGUAGACUCAGCUGGCGACAUAGCGCUGCACGUCUAUGACAAUUGGCCCGAAGCCGACUGGUCGUCAGAGUGCGUCUCUCGUGCGGAGAUCCUCCGGCUCAUCUACCAGGGCCGCUUCCUGCACAGUUCGGUGACGCUUGGCGCGCUAGGGUUGCCACUCGGUCGCACCACGGUCAUGCAUUUGGUGCCACGCGAACAUUUGCCUGAGCCUAAUUCUCAUGAUCAACGACAAAAAAGUAAAGGCGGUUCCAGCAGUUGUUGCUCCGCAUCUUGCUGCAUAUUGUAA
Messenger RNA from Leptosia nina, 381 nucleotides. Lineage: Eukaryota; Metazoa; Arthropoda; Insecta; Lepidoptera; Pieridae. The record is from the annotation of a GenBank genome assembly.